This is a messenger RNA of Sardina pilchardus (European sardine), 1616 nucleotides long. RefSeq names its product ADP-ribosylhydrolase like 1 (gene adprhl1). The coding region runs from base 213 to 1616 and encodes 467 amino acids. The transcript has 3 exons. The record is from RefSeq and is a predicted model, not a curated record. NCBI's taxonomy places the organism in Eukaryota, Metazoa, Chordata, Actinopteri, Clupeiformes, Clupeidae.
UGUGUGUGUGGAGAGAAAUAAGAAAAUAAGAGACAUUGCAAAGACAACAGCAGCGUGCUUUUUUUUUCUUUGUCUUUAAAGCCUCUUGUCAGCCGAAAGAUUAGUUGUCAUAUUGGAACGAGUACAGUAUAGGGUAACAGAACUGCGUUCUUUUUUUGUAGACUAGAGUGAGAAUUCUUUGUACCAGCUGUACGGCUGGUUUUGGGCAAGUGAUGGACCCUUUAGCAGAGAGAUUCAAGGCUGGUUUGCUGCUAGGUGGGUUGGGAGAUGCUUUAGGAUACUACAAAGGACACUGGGAAGGGUGUACAUCUGGAGCUAAGAUCCAGGAAGAGCUCGCGACUCUUGGGGGCCUGGCGGCCCUGAAACUGGACUCUGAAAACUGGCCGUUAAGUGAUGGAGCUCUGAUGCUGAUAACGACAGCCGAGGCAUUGGUCACAGAUUACUGGUGCUUGGAGGACUUAUACCGUGAGCUGGUGAAGCAGUAUGUGGAGGCCAUGGUGGUGCUGCAGGGUCGCCCCCCUGAUCCCAGCACUGUGGAGGGAUGUGCCUAUCUUAAGCCCGACAACUUCCUACUGGCCUGGCACACCCCCUUCAACGACAAAGAUCGUACAGGGGAAGCUGAUGCAAAGCAACUCACUAAAUGUUUACAUGCAGCAGAGUCACGUGACACCAAACUUUUCCAGGAUCUUUGUGAACAAUCACAACUCUGUGAGUCAGCAGUGAAAUGCACUCCUUUACAUGAGAGGAAACCCCACACAGAUCCACAGGAAUUCAUACAAGGGCGUCUGUCUGUUCCAGUUAGUGAACCAGAAUUUCAGCCCCAGGAAUCAGAGUUCCAGAGCGAGGCAUCUGUCUCCCAGAAUUACAAUUCAGUAGAUUCAAAUGGAUCUCAACCUCAGUCUCAAAAUGAUCUCAUCACAAAAGCACAGCUAUCAGAAUUCCAGAGCGAUGUGUCUCUCUCACAGAAAAGCCUGAAGCCUGGAGAUUCAAAUAGACAACUAAUUCAGUCUCAAAAUGAUCUCAUCACAAAAUCACAGCUGUCGGAGUUAGAAAGCGAGAAGUCUGUCUCACAGAAUUACGAUUCAGCCUCAGUAGAACACGGAUGCCAAUCAAAUACACCUCAACCUCAGUCUCAAAAUGAACUCCCAAACACUAAGAUGUCAGAAAGUGAUGAAACCAGUUCACCUCAGAAAGCCUUCACAUCAGAAUCAGAAUCAGAAGGACCCGACACCGAAACACAUCUGACAAAUGCCAAACAAUCUGACACGUCAACAACCCAGUUGUGUAGACAGCAGAUAAUUAAUGACACAUGUGAUGACAGUUCUCCUCACACAACAAGUCAUGGACAAGUUGAAUGCAACAACAAGUCAGCCAAUGUACAUACAAACGAAGGCGGGCGGAUAUACGAGCAUGAAGGCAUCAUCCAAUGCCAAAAGAAAGAGAAUAAUCUGAAAACAGAGAUUCAGACUAAAAGUCCUUCACAGAAUGAGGAAGCGGAAAGCUGCCAUCUUCAAGCUCAGCCUGGUAGACCAAAGUAUAGAACAUUUCAAUAUGAAGAUACAUGCAAGGAGAAGAAGUACAUUCCCAUGACAAUUAGAUUCUCAGACACAUUUUAA